CCCGGUUCUGCCCGCUGCUGCUCUGCGUCUCUCCCCAACAUCGCCGGAAAAUAGGCCGGGACGAUCUAGCGCAGAGAAGAAGAAAAGGAGAAAAAAGCGGGAAGGGAUAGAAUCGCCGCUGCCGCCGCUUGAUCUUGUUUUGAAAGUUGCUCCGGCUGUUUCGUCCCACAGCGCAGGCGCUGCCGCAGCGAGGCCGGCCCGGGCUUUGCCAGAGCCGCCUGCAGGAGGAGGAUCAGGGCUGCAGCUUUUUGCUCUCAUCCCACCCACCCACCUCACCUCUGAUGAACCUCGCAUCCAGCUAGCCCCGCAAGCGACUGCAGCCGGAGGAAGCGAGGGAGGGGAAUUUAUCCGAAGCAGCAGCUUGCUCCGACGCCUGGGCCGUUCCAGAUAGACGACCUUCCUGGGGCCGCCGCUUAAUUAGCCGGGAUGGCCGUUCCGCUUAGCGACAGCGAAAAAAGGAAACAGAUCAGCGUGCGGGGCAUCGCCGGGCUGGGCGAUGUGGCGGAGAUCAGGAAGAGCUUCAAUCGGCACCUCCACUUCACUUUGGUGAAAGAUCGGAAUGUGGCCACCCCGCGGGAUUAUUUUUUCGCUUUGGCGCACACUGUGCGCGAUCAUUUGGUGGGACGAUGGAUCCGCACCCAGCAGUAUUAUUACGAGAAGGACCCCAAGCGUAUUUAUUACCUGUCUCUGGAAUUCUACAUGGGCCGAACACUUCAGAAUACGAUGGUGAACCUGGGUCUGCAGAAUGCCUGUGAUGAAGCUAUUUAUCAGCUUGGCCUUGACUUAGAAGAGUUGGAAGAGAUUGAGGAAGAUGCUGGCCUUGGCAAUGGAGGACUGGGGCGUCUAGCAGCUUGCUUUCUGGACUCUAUGGCAACACUGGGGCUUGCAGCCUAUGGCUAUGGGAUCCGUUAUGAAUUCGGCAUUUUUAAUCAAAAGAUUGUCAAUGGCUGGCAGGUAGAAGAAGCUGAUGAUUGGCUGCGCUAUGGCAAUCCUUGGGAAAAAGCCCGCCCUGAAUACAUGCUUCCUGUACAUUUCUAUGGUCGAGUAGAUCAUACUCCUAAUGGGGUUAAAUGGGUUGAUACUCAGAUUGUUCUUGCCAUGCCUUAUGAUACACCUGUUCCAGGAUACAAGAACAAUACAGUGAAUACCAUGAGACUGUGGUCAGCCAAGGCACCCAAUGAUUUCAACCUUGAAGAGUUUAAUGUUGGCGAUUAUAUCCAAGCUGUGUUGGAUAGAAACCUAGCAGAAAACAUAUCCAGAGUGUUGUACCCCAAUGAUAAUUUUUUUGAAGGAAAGGAAUUGCGUCUGAAACAGGAGUACUUUGUGGUAGCUGCCACACUCCAAGACAUCAUACGACGAUUCAAGUCUUCCAAAUUUGGAUGCCGUGACCCAGUGAGGACCUGUUUUGAAACCUUCCCUGACAAGGUUGCCAUUCAGCUAAAUGACACUCACCCAGCUCUCUCCAUUCCCGAGCUCAUGAGAAUUUUUGUUGAUGUUGAACAGAUGGAUUGGGAUAAGGCCUGGGAAAUCACAAAACGAACCUGUGCAUACACCAAUCAUACAGUGCUGCCUGAGGCCCUGGAGCGCUGGCCGGUAUCUAUGUUUGAGAAGCUCCUGCCAAGGCACCUGGAGAUCAUUUAUGCUAUCAACCAAAAGCAUUUGGAUUAUGUGGCUUCCCUCUUUCCUGGAGAUGUUGACUGCCUCCGAAGGAUGUCUGUGAUUGAGGAAGGAGACUGCAAGAGGAUCAAUAUGGCCCACCUGUCUGUUAUUGGUUCUCAUGCAGUCAAUGGAGUGGCUCAGAUUCACUCGGAGAUUGUGAAGAAUUCUGUAUUCAAAGAUUUCUACGAGAUAGAGCCAGAAAAAUUUCAAAACAAAACCAAUGGUAUCACUCCCAGGCGAUGGCUUCUGCUGUGUAACCCAGGACUCUCUGAAGUCAUUGUGGAGAGAAUUGGGGAAGAUUUCCUAACCGAUCUUAGCCAGCUAAAGAAGCUGCUGGAUUUUGUCAAUGAUGAAGCCUUUAUUAGGGAUGUAGCUAAAGUUAAACAGGAGAAUAAACUGAAGUUCUCAGCAUACUUGGAAGAGCAGUACAAAGUGAAAAUUAACGCAUCCUCUAUGUUUGAUGUGCAUGUCAAGAGAAUUCAUGAAUACAAGAGGCAGCUCCUCAAUUGCCUACAUAUAAUCACUCUCUAUAAUCGCAUCAGAAAAGACCCUAAAAAAUCCUAUGUGCCAAGAACAAUUAUGAUUGGAGGAAAGGCAGCUCCAGGCUACCACAUGGCAAAAAAGAUUAUCAGAUUGAUCACGGCCAUUGGAGAAAUUAUCAAUAAUGACCCCUACAUAGGAGAUAGACUCAAAGUCAUAUUCUUGGAAAACUACAGAGUAUCUCUUGCUGAAAAAGUGAUUCCUGCUGCAGAUCUAUCUGAACAGAUAUCUACAGCUGGGACUGAAGCUUCGGGGACAGGAAACAUGAAAUUCAUGCUGAAUGGAGCCCUCACUAUUGGGACCAUGGAUGGGGCCAACGUGGAAAUGGCUGAAGAAGCUGGAGAAGAUAAUCUGUUCAUUUUUGGCAUGCGGGUGGAUGACGUAGAAGCAAUGGAUAAGAAAGGGUACACUGCUAAGGAAUACUAUGACAGGAUUCCAGAGCUCAAGCAAGUUAUUGAUCAAAUAAACGGUGGCUUCUUCUCACCAAAUGAUCCUAGUUGUUUCCACGAUAUUGUCAAUAUGUUGAUGUAUCAUGACAGGUUUAAAGUAUUUGCUGAUUAUGAAGCCUACAUCAAAUGUCAAGGGCAAGUGGACCAACUAUACAUGAAUCCUAGGGAAUGGACUAAAAAGGUAAUUAAGAACAUUGCAUGCUCUGGCAAGUUUUCCAGUGACAGGACAAUAACUGAAUAUGCCAGAGAGAUCUGGGGAGUCGAACCUUCUGCUGUGAAAAUUCCACCUCCAAACAUACCUAGGGAGUAAAUCUGCCAUUAGAAAGUGCAUGAAAUUACCCUGAUGGGCUUCCUGCUGCCGCUGCUGCUAAGACAUACCUGCUUUCCUGUGACUUUUCUGCAGAUGAAUUCAAUCAUGUAUUUUACCGCACUUUGGCUUGUUUCAUCUUUAUAAGCAUAUAUCUGAAAUGAGAGCAGCUGGUGCUUCAGAUAGUAAGAAUUAGUUGACCAAAACUUAUAGGCUGUAAUAAGAUUCAAGAUCUGAAACAGAAAGUUUAAGCAAAAAAAGGUAUUCUAAUCUUGCCCUCUUUUAAAAACCCAGUAGACCAAUGUGGUUUAUAUGUAUCCAUGCUCCUCAAGCCCCCAAACUUGUUAAUUCCUAUGGCAGUUCCCAAGUGGUCAGUCAGAAGAUGCCUACAAAGUCCAGAACUGAAUGGAAAACGUGAUUCCACAGGGAUAAUAAGUGUUGCCUUCUGGAAUGAAGCUAGACUGGAACCCUUCUUGUAACCAAGGAGAAUGCUUUUUCCACAUAACUCAUCUUGAAGUCACUUCUCUGUCUUAACUGCAGUGGUGUCUGCAGCAAAUGGAGGCUGCAUCAAAAUGACACAUAGCUGAUGGCAUCAUGACACAAACAUUGCUCUUAGGUACUUGUAUUCUGAUGACUAACACAAAUGUCCAGUGGUGGAUUUAGCAUUCUGACACACAUUUUAUUCCUUGUCCCUCUUCCCCUCCCCUCCACACCUAUGCUCAUUAGAAGAACCAUUGCUGUUCUCCUGGACAGUUCUUUUUAAUCCAAAAUCAUUUUAAGUGACUAGUUAUCACAAACGGAAAAAUCAGGAUACUUUUUCCUAUAGGGACAUGAAGUUCAAAGUGGGUUAAAGGCACCAAAGAACCUUCUUGCUUUCCUCUAAAAUGAGAAUUCCUGAACAACCUGUGAUUCAUAAAGUUAGCAUCCAGUCUGGUGCCCUCAAGAUGCAUUGGGACUGCCCAGUCAGCCCAAAUUAAGUCCGAUUCCCGUAUUUUGUGAUCUGCUGGAUUCUGGAUAAUUUUCAGAGCAAGUGGCAGUAAAUAAAAAAAUUAAGACAUUUGCUUAGCCUCAUGGUAGUUUGCUAAGCUUUGCUUUAGGAACUAGACUUUAUCUGUAUGUUUCAAAUUGUGCAGUUAUAUGGAUUAUUUAAAACUAUCUUAUAUAAAGAGCAGACACUGAAAUCACUUCUCAUACUGAAACCACUCCAUCCAGAGUUUUCCUUGAGUCAGUGUUGUCUCUAGAGGUCACAUUUUUAGUAUUUUAAAAGUAUAUUGGGAAACCCCAUGAAUUUUAAUUUCAGGCAAUAACAUCACAAUUUUGCAAUCUAUCAGGUCUUCUAGCCUGGAUUGCUAAAUAAUUUUUCUUUUUUACAAAUACUGAGGAAAUCAACUAUAUUUUAGAGCCCAAUCAAUCCUUAAAUGGCAACUUUAUUUGUAAAUGACCAGAAUGGAAAUGAAUGUAUGUUCUUUAAGUUUCCUGAACCAAAACAUUAAACAAACAUGCUGUUUUCCUUUCAGACUUCUUAGUAGAGGCAUUAUCAAUCUAAUACCAGGUCAAAGAAAUAAUGAAUAUAAUCCAUAAAGUAUUCCUUCUCUAAACUGAUGCCCUCCAAAUAUUCUGUGGUAGCAAUUCCACACUGUCAGGGAGUUAUAUAGGAGCAGGAGGCUAGAAACAGCUGCUUAAUCUCUGCCUCUCCCUAGAUUAAUUUUUAGGGUCACCCCAUAUAGAUGAACAAUACAACUUAAUCUAUCAAAUGUAGGAAAUCAUGACCACAGUUUUCUGAACAGACAGCAAAUAGGCACGCAAUAAUAGCAUUCCUCACUUAACAGGAGAGAGACUCAAAAACAGGUGACAGUUUUGUCAGAACUGACACUGUAAUCAUCUGCUGAGAAGUUAGGACACAGAACUGAGGCAGAUCAAUAUCAAUAAUCAAUAGCACAUUUAUAUAUCGCUUCACAGUGCUUUACAGCCCUCUCUAAGCAGUUUACAGAGUCAGCAUAUUGCCCCCAACAGUCUGGGUCCUCAUUUUACCGACCUCGGAAGGAUGGAAGGCUAAAUCAACCUUGAGCCUGGUGACAUUCGAUCUGCCAAAUUGCAGGCAGCAGAAGUAGUCUUUAGUACUGCAUUCUAACCACUGUGCCACCGCAAAGAGGUCUUUUCCGCUAACCAGGACUAGUCAAUACCCAUAUCAAUCUAUUGGAAUGGUAUGAAACACAAUAAUUUCAUAAAUUUCAAGAGCCAUAAAUAAACAAAAUUUCAAUGCUUGCAUUAUUCCAGAAAACAACAAAUUGUGAAAGCAAAACUGAUAUUCAUUUUGUAUCAGUCUGCUGUAUUUUUGUCUAACCAAAGUGGAUGAAAUUGAAAUAAAAUAUAUGGUUUUCUACUUUGUGUAGGCCAUAACUCACUAAAUAAUUGCUAAAAGUUCAUUUCUUCCAAGUUUAUGCAAAUUUAAGUAUGUUAUAGAAUAUAUUGGUAUGUUUACAGCUAUAGUACCUCAUUUCAGAUGAACUUUGGGGUUUUAUAACUUAUUAACUCAAGAUGUUUAUAAGUAUGUUAUUCACAUGUUCAGGUUUUUUUUAAAUUUGAUGUUUGUGGUAUAUAGCCGUACUUAUACAAUUGUAACUUUCAGGCUCAUCCAAAAAAGAUUCUUAGCACAAGCCAAGCUGUUAAACCACAGUUUAAGAUUUAUUUACAAUUGUAGCUUAUUCUAAAACUACUAAUCAUCAUUUCUUAGCUCACAGAAAUUGGAAUCUGUGAUUAAUUGGAAUCUCUUUGGUCUAAUUGUAGCAAACGUUGUGAAGAAAUUCCUACCAAUCUGGGUUUAUAAACUGAGAUUAUAACAAUAUGGCUACAAUUUUACUCCAUAGAGUAGUAAUUAUUUUCAGAAUGUUAAUUAUGAAGGAGUACUUGGUUUUCAUAGCAAUACCAUCCAUGUCAUUGUAAGUUGUGUUCUAGAAUGCCCAUGCAUUAAUGAAAGAUGAUUAACCAGAGAUUGGCAAGAACACAUGUCUGCCACCCCUGAUUGGCUAACUGAGGAAUUCCCAAAGAGCUUGCCUAAUUUACUGUUUGAAAAUGCCUGUCAUAGAGUAUCUUAACUUAGAUAAUGAAAAGCCCAUACCAUUGUGUUGCCUCAGUACUAGAAAGCCUUGCUUUUUUAACCCUUGCAGAUUCCUUCUUGCUAGACUCAAACCAUCUUAAUUGGUACUUACAGGUAUUUCCUGUUUCUCAGAUAUUAGGCCCUCUUGUCCUUAAUCAUGAAGGGCAAGCAUGCUCCAAAUGAAUAAAGUAGUCAUUGGGACAUUAAUAAAAUAUUCUGAUGCUUCUUGAGUGGAUUAUAUACCCAAAUAAUUACAAAUGCAGCACGUUAUCUAGAAGCCAGCCAGAUAAAGAAAAAUCAAGAAAGAUCAUCCAGUACGUUAAUUAAUAGAAAGAAAUAAUUCUACAAAAUUAUGAAUUUGCUUAAAUCCUUGUUCCUUGCACAUUUUUCUCAUGCUGACAAGCAAAAAUUCAAAUCUUAUAAAACAGAUACAGAUAGUAAUAUUUAUAUAGCCUUUUGAUAUUAUCGGUUAGGGGCCUAAUCUGACUUUUAUAGCAUUGAAAAUACAGAAUCAAGCAGGGCCUACUAUAAGGGAUGGCAUUCCCUCAUCAGUUUACUAAAAUAAAUAAAUAAAUAAAUAAAUAAAUCAGUAUCCCAAAUUCAUCGUAAUAGUUCUUUAGCUAGCCUGGUCCUAAUCCAACCAAUGUUACUCUUUAAUAAGCAAAGUGAUAUUUAUGUCCUACUAAAGAUGAAACGAAUGUAGUUAACUAAUUGGAUUGAGCAAUUUCUUGGCCAAUCACAGAAAAUAGGAAUAAAUCAGCAAAAUCAGGGAAAAGCUUUAAAAUACUGACAAUUAAGUUAGCCUUUAACAAGCUGAAGGCUUGAAUUGACAAUUUCUCACUAAACAAUUAAGUAUGUAUAUAUAAGCUCAAAAAGUCUUACCUUUUCCCUGCUGGCUGAUGUAAAAAAUGAUGUCAUCUUAAUUGUUUUAAGAAAUAAAAUUAUGCAGUUAUAUAGCAAGUUCACAACUAAGUAGUAGUUGAAUAUGAAAGCUCUGUUGAAAAAGCAUUGAAAAAUUCACUAUAUGUUGUCAUCAGGCUGCACAUGAAAGCCAUCCUUAAGUGCAUUUAAGACAAGGGCUAAUCUCCACAACACUUUGUACCUAUUAGUUUUAUUUGGUUGUUGCUCUUAGUAAGUAACCAUUCUACUUGCCUUCCACUGCAUAGUCAAUUUAUUCCCACAUUGAAGAAAAUAGAUUGGCCAUUCCUGGUUUGAAGCUCAUAGAUGCUGGAUAUUGGCUGGGUACAAAUCCUUUUACUAUGUUUUUGUCAAAGGCAGUAUAUAUAUAUAAUGGAGGAAUUCCAGGGAGCACAAUAUUGUGUUAAAAAAAUGCUGCUAAACUUUUCUUCGAUAUGAAUUGUUUUUAGGCUGAUUACAGCUCAGUGUUCCCAUGAUUCAUUUUAAUGCCAUGAAUGCUUCAAAUAAGGAAACCAAGUUGAUUUACUCUUUUCAGCAUAUACAGAACAUUUUUCCCUAAAUAGUGUGGACUGUGUUGUUCUUAUUUAAAUCUAAGUAAAGUAUCAGGUUUCUGCUGGGGAAGUUUUAUCAUGUCUUGAAAUUUGUGAAUAAAAUAUUGCAUGUUCGCAAGCAUUCCCAUCUCACAUGUAUUUUACAUUACACUCUUAAGAAUGUGUUCUGUUCCUGGUUAUUUUUCUUAAUGGUCUGUAAAACUAUUGUGAGCAACACUGACUUUAGAGAGGAUAUCUCGUCAAGCAACAACUAGCCAGGCAGGAGGCUGAAGCAAGCAAAUUAGCAAAUUUACUGUGCUUGCUAAAUAAAUGUACUUGUCACAAUCAUGUCAUUUACAAAACUAAUUUUGAGUUUGUUUUAAUGUGUGUGGUGUGUUUAUAUGAUAUAGUACUGUUAUUCUCCCGUGUUUUCAAAAUAUUAAACUUCCAUGAACAUUGCA
Ahaetulla prasina is the source of this 7961-nucleotide messenger RNA. It is a transcript of the gene PYGB, whose product is annotated as glycogen phosphorylase B. Gene Ontology annotation, molecular function: glycogen phosphorylase activity; pyridoxal phosphate binding. The transcript is spliced from 20 exons. NCBI's taxonomy places the organism in Eukaryota, Metazoa, Chordata, Lepidosauria, Squamata, Colubridae. Gene Ontology annotation, cellular component: cytoplasm. Gene Ontology annotation, biological process: glycogen catabolic process. The coding region runs from base 427 to 2958 and encodes 843 amino acids. The record is from RefSeq and is a predicted model, not a curated record.